AUAUUUUUCGGCACAUAUCAGAAGCAAUAGGCCUAAUAUUCUCUUGCUUUCCAUCGGCGGCGUCUAGUCUACGUGUCUUCUCUUCGCCGGGGUCCGGCGGGUCGGGUCGGGGCGUACUAAAGAAUAACUAAUUCAUUUUUUCCACUCAUUUCCUCCCUGAAACAGAAAGUGAUCUAUUGUUGUUUGUGUUGAAACAAUAAUGGGCAGACUUGCAGUUGGUGUAAUUGUUAGCUGCUGGGUGAUUCCCAUCUCCAUCCUCGUCAAUCGAAUCGUCCCUGACCCUUACAUGGAUGAGAUAUUUCAUGUUCCUCAAGCACGACACUACUGCAAAGGAAAUUUCACUAGUUGGGACCCCAUGAUUACUACUCCCCCUGGCCUGUAUUUUCUUUCACUUGCCCAUGUUGCUUCUUUUUUUCCAGGCAUUCUAUGCAUACAAGCAGUAUCAUCAUUCUUUGAUGCCUGCUCAACUGCAGCUCUGCGCUCCACCAAUGGUGUCCUGGCUGUAAUUUGCAGCAUCGUGGUUUAUGAGAUAAUUUCCCAAUUGCGGCCAGAACUAGAUAAAAGAAGAGCCACUCUUUAUACAGUUGUUCUAGCUCUAUAUCCCCUCCACUGGUUUUUCACGUAUCUUUAUUACACAGAUGUGGCAUCACUUACUGCAGUGCUCGCUUCAUAUCUUAUGUGCAUGAAGAAGAACUACCCAUUGAGUGCAGUGCUUGGUGCUUUGGCUGUCCUUGUACGACAAACAAAUAUUGUAUGGAUUCUUUUUGUUGGAUGCUCUGGCAUUAUUAAUUAUACCAUUGGAGUUCAAACAGAUAAACAUUGUGAGCAACUAGAUGACUCCAGUGAAUUGGAUCAGAAAGAUGGUCAGUUAUCUUUGGGCAAAACUGCUGCUACUGGGUCAAACUUGAGAAGGCGAAGGUUGAGCAAUUUUGUAGAUACUUCUGACCAUUCAUCUCCCAAAAAUUUCUCUCCCUCGUCUAAUUCUUCAGAUUUGAUUGAUGAUAUUAAGGAAAUAUUGAUAACUUCUUGGUAUAUCAAAUGGCGACUCUUACUUCUAUUUAGCCCUUACGCUGUGCUGUUGGUGGCUUUUGUUGGAUUUGUUUACUGGAAUGGGAGCAUAGUUCUUGGUGCAAAAGAAGCACAUGCCGUUUCUCCACAUUUUGCACAGCUUAUGUACUUUAGCCUAAUUUCUGCUUUGCUUAUGGUUCCUGUUCACUUCACGUUAAGUCAAACUGCAGUCUUGUUCCAAUCAUUCUGCAAGUUAAGGGUGCUGGGCAUUGUGCUGUGCUUGACGGGUUUAACUACUGCAUUCCUUUCAGUGCAUUUUUUCAGCAUUGCUCAUCCAUAUCUUCUUGCUGACAAUCGGCACUAUACCUUUUAUAUAUGGAGAAAGAUCAUCAACGUCCAUUGGUCAACAAAGUACCUUAUGGUUCCGCUUUAUGUUUAUUCAUGGUUUUCCAUCUUGAGCGUACUAGCUAAAUUUCAAAAGAAAGUAUGGGUGCUGGUAUAUUUCCUGGCAUGCGCCGCUGUUCUAAUUCCUUCUCCAUUAAUAGAGUUCAGAUACUACACCAUACCUUUCUUUUUCCUAAUUCUUCAUUCCCAUGUCAACAGUGACAGAAAUUGGGUGCUCAUGGGUAUCCUCUAUACUGUCAUCAACAUCUUCACAAUGGCUAUGUUUUUGUUUAAGCCAUUUAGUUGGCACCAUGAAGCUGGGAUCCAAAGGUUUAUAUGGUAGUUAGAUGCUACCCAGUGUUAUUGUUAUAGUGUUCGAAAAUUUUAAUUUCUGCACAACACCACAGCAGUUCGCUUUUUACUGUAAAAUUUUCAAGGACUGGAAAUCCAAAAGAUCUAUAAUAUCACAUGAAUUUACAAA
This is a messenger RNA of Daucus carota subsp. sativus, 1873 nucleotides long. RefSeq names its product dol-P-Glc:Glc(2)Man(9)GlcNAc(2)-PP-Dol alpha-1,2-glucosyltransferase. Gene Ontology annotation, cellular component: endoplasmic reticulum. The transcript has 8 exons. The record is from RefSeq and is a predicted model, not a curated record. NCBI's taxonomy places the organism in Eukaryota, Viridiplantae, Streptophyta, Magnoliopsida, Apiales, Apiaceae. The coding region runs from base 200 to 1735 and encodes 511 amino acids. Gene Ontology annotation, biological process: protein N-linked glycosylation; dolichol-linked oligosaccharide biosynthetic process. Gene Ontology annotation, molecular function: dolichyl pyrophosphate Glc2Man9GlcNAc2 alpha-1,2-glucosyltransferase activity.